Molecule: messenger RNA, 1281 nt
Organism: Penicillium samsonianum
Lineage: Eukaryota; Fungi; Ascomycota; Eurotiomycetes; Eurotiales; Aspergillaceae
Product: phosphatidyl synthase
Exons: 2
Coding region: 1-1281 (426 amino acids)
Biological process (GO): glycerophospholipid biosynthetic process
Cellular component (GO): mitochondrion
Source: RefSeq, a predicted model, not a curated record
AUGGCCACAACCACAAAUAGGUUAGGAACUCAAAGGGUCCGACUCGACCUGGACACCGCUCGGGAUCUCUAUGGCCCCAACGUUGUCGUCCCUAAGCAUUUGAUGACUUUCACUUCUGACCAUAUCUUCAAAUCCAAUAUGGCCAACCAACAAGUCUCAUCUGAGGAUGCUUCACCAAUCAACACACCUAUGCCAAACCCUCCUAAGGUUACUAGUGAUGAUUUUGCACUAGCCUUCGACAUCGAUGGCGUUCUCAUCAAGGGCGGCGAGCCCAUCCCUGAAGCCGUUGAUGCCAUGAAGUAUAUCAACGGUGAAAACCCCUACGGAGUCAGAGUUCCUUACAUUUUCUUGACCAACGGCGGCGGAAAGACAGAGAAAGAGCGAUGCCUCGAUCUCAGCAGACAACUCGACCUGGAAGUCGACCCUGGCCAGUUUAUUUGUGGCCACACGCCCAUGCGCGAAAUGACAGAGCGAUACCACACCGUUCUAGUGGUUGGUGGCGAGGGUGAGAAAUGCCGGGACGUGGCUGAAGGAUACGGAUUCAAGGAUGUUAUCACCCCCGGAGAUAUCAUCAAGACGAGACACGAUACUACGCCGUUCCGAACGUUGACGGAUGAGGAGCACGAAAACUCCCGACUACUCGAUCUAGACAAGGUCCGCAUCGAAGCAAUCUUCGUCUUUGCAGAUAGUCGCGACUGGGCCGGCGACCAGCAAAUCAUUUUGGACUGCCUCAUGACCAAAGACGGCUGGUUGAAUACACGGUCGGAGACCUUCACCGAAGGUCCACCGGUCUUCUUCUCGCACACCGAUGUGGUUUGGUCAACAUCGCAUGAACACUCACGUCUUGGAAUGGGCGCGCUGCGCGCUUCCCUCGAGGCCGUUUACACGGCUAUCACCGGCAAAGACCUGAACACUAUCGCCUUCGGUAAGCCGCAGCUCGGAACCUAUGCAUUUGCCACCCGGCUUUUGCAGAAGUGGCGAAAGGAGUCGUGCGGCAUCGACAGGUCUCCAUCUACCGUGUACUUCAUCGGCGAUACUCCGGAGUCCGACAUCCGUGGCACAAAUGAAUUCAACGAGACCACGGAAAAUGACUGGUUCUCAAUCUUGGUUAAGACUGGAGUCUACCAGGAUGGUGCUGUCUCACGCUAUCCACCCAGGAAGAUAUGCGAUAAUGUUUUUGAUGCCGUCAAAUUUGCUAUUGAGCGCGAGCACCGAAAGACUUCCAAAGGCAUAACUGUUUCCGAGCUCGACUUUGAAACCAGCGAAGAAGUUCCCAAAUAA